This is a messenger RNA of Petromyzon marinus (sea lamprey), 4176 nucleotides long. The record is from RefSeq and is a predicted model, not a curated record. NCBI's taxonomy places the organism in Eukaryota, Metazoa, Chordata, Hyperoartia, Petromyzontiformes, Petromyzontidae.
CUCGGCAGGACCACAGAGACUCAGAGACUCACAGAGACUCGGCAGGACCAGAGCGGUGAAGUAUGGACGCCGCGUGCGGGGCGACAGCGUCCACGCACGAGCGCGGGGGGAUGGCGAUCCCCGCCGCUACCCCCAACGCGACAUCCCUCCCGGCUUCGGGCGAGGGGCCUCCGCGUCUCCCAGCCCUCGUCUGCUGGCGGCUGGACGAGGCCUCGCCAUCGGUGGCGCGCGCCACGCCGCUCUUCGGGGUCUCCGCGGGCGGAGGCCGCGUGGCGGCGGCGUGCGGCGGCGAUCAGCGCUUGAUCGUCCUCGCGGAGGACGGAACGGCGCUGGAGUGCGGCGUGAGCGGAGACGGCUUUCAAGCUGUGCCCGCGGAGCGGCUGACGCAGGUGAGCUGCGGGGAGCAUCACGCGGUGGCGCUCACUGGCGACGGGCAGCUGAUCACGUGGGGCGGCAGGGACGCGCCCAGAGCGACCGUGGAUUCGCAACUGGCGCCCAAGCAGUGGAGAAAAAAAUCGGGGAAGAAAAAUAAAAGGAAGCCGGCGGUGGCGCAGACGACGGCGGCGGUGGCAGGAGACGCCCGGAGUGUCUCCGCUCCCAGGCCGGUGAACAUCGUGGUGGACGCAUUCCGGAGGGUGACGCUGGUGCAGGUCUCGUGCGGAGCCCACCACACCCUCGCUCUCUCCAGCGCGAGCGAGGUGUUUGCGUGGGGGACGAACGACCGCGGGCAGCUGGGCCUGGGCGACAAAGUCCCGCGGAGCGAUCCGCUGCACGUGGUGGCCCUGUGCGGGAUUCCCCUGAGGGCCCUGGCGGCCGGCGCCGCGCACAGCCUGGCCUUGACGCUCACCGGCGGCGUCUUCGUCUGGGGCGCCAACGCUCACGGCCAGCUGGGCCUCGACCAUCUGCAAGACGCCUGCGAGGUCGUGCGAUUGGAGAGCCUGCGGGCCCGGCACGUUGUCCAACCGUCCUGCGGCGACCGCCACACCGCGCUGCUGACCAAGGAGGGGACGGUGCUCAUUCUCGGUGGCGCUGCACCUCCUGCUGCUGCUGCUGCACCUCCUGCUGCUCAUGCUGGUGCUGCUGCUGCGGCUGCUACGACAACAACCGAACAGCUGGCCCACAGCUCUGUGGUGACGGAGUGUGGCAUCAGCGGAAUAUCGCAGAUCGCUUGCAGCAGGUUUCACACGGCGGCGCUGUGCGCCACCUCGAGGAGAAUCUACUUGCUCGCGACGCCGCAGGGCCCCGGGGAGCAGGGCGGCACCACGGAGCUGGAGCUGGGCGGGGUCUCACCUGGGGGUCCGGCCGGCACAGCCGGCAUCAUCGUCAGGGACAUUUUUGCCGGAGGCAGCCGCGUCUACGCCACGUGCUGCAGCGCAGAGGAGUCUCGAGGAGACCCAACGGGCACGCGGGCUCCUGGGAUCUUCACCGUGACUCCGGAGCUGAGCAGGAAGUUGAUGUCCAAGUCAACGUUGCGUCCUGUGUUUGAGCGGCAAAUGGAUGUCAUCUUCUCGUCGGCCGCAUGCCUCAAUGGCAGUUUUCUUCUCUCACAGAGACAAUCUCCGGAUGUCAGCCUGGGACUGAAUUUGGAGGAGGCAAAGCAACUGCUGGAGAAUCUCCACACGAAACAAUUGUCCAGUAAGGUGAGCAACCUGCUGUGCGAGUUUGUCGUGCCGUCGCUGGAGAAGCUGCGUCCUGACGAGGACUCGCUCAGGGUUCUGGCUCUCCUCCUCCUCUUCCCGGGGACCGCCGACUCUCAGAAGCUCACGGCACCGGUCAUCGCCAAAGUCGUGCUGCUGCCCGACCAUCUGCGGAAACUCUUCGAGGAGUGGUUGGCCCAUCUGCCCAAACCCGACUUCCUCCGCAUGCUGAAGGCUUCCACAAAUCUCCUGCUGGACUUUUUGAAGAAGCUGGGCAGGGGGGGUGAGAUGAAAAUACCACCUGGACUCAAAGAGUUCUUGCAGAGACUGCACGAGAUCAACAAAAACUCUGCAGAAGCGGUGGAGGAUUUGCACGAGCCACGGCUGAGUGAGUUCAUCUCCGAGAUGGCUGCGGUGGCUGCGACGCCGCUUGCCAAUAAGACGCCGAAGUUCAUGAAGCAUUUUCUCCAAAAGCAGAUGGCCCUCCUAGAAGUGUUCGUGGAGUUUCCGUUUCUCUUGGACUCGCACGGAAGGAUAACGUUGUUUGAGUGGCACGUCAUUCACCAGCUCCAGCAUUAUUCAUAUUUACAAAACUUAUACCUCCUCAAGAUUGGCCAACAACCUCUGGACCGGCCCUCUCUGCCCCUGCAAAUUCGACGCAGCAACCUCCUGGGAGACGCCGUCGCACUUCUCAGGAUCCCACUGGGGACCGCCGUGUGGCUGCACCUGAACGUGUGGUUCGUAGGGGAGGCGGUGGCUGGGCCUGGAGUGAACGCAGAGUUCUUCCUCCUCUUCAUGGAGGCGUUGGUGGCGAACAAGGAGAUCGGCUUCCUGACGGACAGGGAGUCGAACCUGCUCUGGUUCUCGGAGGAGGACAUGCAGGAGGUUCGACUUGGACAGACCCCGGUUUCGAGCGCAGACAUCUACUGGGCGCUGGGCGUGGUGUGCGGCCUGGCUGUCUACAACCGCGUCCUCAUUGACUUCCCCUUCCCGCUGGCGCUGUACAAGAAGCUGCUGGGCGUCUCUCCCGACCUCAGCGACCUGCUGGAGCUAUCGCCCCGCCUGGGACGGAGCAUGACGGAGAUUCUAAAGGACACCAACGAACACUUGGAAGACACCUUGUGUCGCACUUUCACCUACCAGUAUGAAGCCAACGGAAAGGUGCUGACGAGAGAGCUGAUUCCGGGAGGACGCUCCACGAUGGUGACGCAGCGGAACAAGCGCGAGUACGUGGAGAGGUUCGUGCAUCACAGGUUCUGCAGCGACGCGGUGCAGCGGAAGUUUGAGAGGUUCGAGUCAGGGUUCAAGUCCGUCUGCGAGGUGCUCCGCUUCCGUCUGCUGAGCCCACGCGAGCUGAGGGACGUCGCGUUCGGCAAGGCGAGCCACGACUGGCCCGCUCUCGAGCAGGGCGUUCUCUACGUCAAGGGAUUCAGCGCCCGGCACAACACCGUCAAGAUGUUCUGGGAGGUCUUCCGUGAGCUGACCGACGAGCAGAAGAAGCGAUUCCUGAUUUUCGUGACCGGCACGGACCGCGUGCCGCUGUCGGGGAUGAAUACGCUGCGAAUCACCUUCUCCAUGGCCGAAGACCCGGAGGGCCUGCCGCAGGCCCACACGUGUUUCCGCACGUUCUACCUGCCGGCCUACGGCGACAAGACGGACCUUCGCAACAAGCUCAGCCUCGCUCUCGAGCAGUGCUUCGGCUUUGCACCUUUGGAAUAGAACCCCGCUCGUCGGUCAUGCUCCCCCCCUUCCACCGCCCUCCCCCCCCACCUUCCCCCCUCGACUCGUCUGUAAUAAUACGCUUGUUGUUCGUGCGCGCGGAGGCGCCUCGUGAAGGACGCUGCUGCUGCUGCUGCUGGGCAGUGGGAGGCAGUCGCCCCCUCCAACAACAACGGAGGGCGGAGGAGCGACGCUCACAACAAAGAGCGGAGCGCCCGGGAGGCUAAAAUGUGGCGAGUUGACACAGUAGGUGGUGCGCAUCUGCCAGUCAUCUCAGUCGGUCAACUCAUGGCGCCUGCUGGGUCUGUCCCGUGACCUCCUGUUAGCGAGCCUUUCGACACUUCACGCGGCCUCAAAGUGCACCUGGCCUGGCACGGGCGCCGUGGUGGUGAUGUUACCCCCACUUAAGCGGCAAAUGGCGGUUGUGUUGGUAUCGACUCCGUCUGUAACGGACCGGCGUAGAGACCUGGGGUGGUGGUGAGGUCACGCGAGAUCGGAGUGAGUUGGCGAGGAAGAGGGUGGUGGUGACGUCGCGCGACACCGAGAACUUUUAAAUCAAGACACAAAAAAUACCGACAUGACGAAAUAUUCAAAUUGUCCGAAACACAAAUACCUGAAUGAUAAGACGUCAUAGACAUUCGGCAUUCUCGUUUUCGCGAAUGUUCCACGUGUUGCUGCCAGUUAGCGGUCGGAGCGCCGUCCCUGGCAUCGGCGCUGUCGUUCCCACAGCGCCGGGGCGACCGUCGCGGGGGGAAGGCGGCUCGCGCUGGCGCGGUCGGCAGCCGUGCGCAGGACUCCCCCCCCCCCCCCCCCCCCCCCC